CUCAUGAAUCUGGCAUGGGCUUAAAGAAUCUGCUGUGUGUUCGACCUCAGACAGAUGUGAUGGAGAAUAAUAACGUGGAGCUCACAGGUUCUCCUGACUCCCGGCCGCACAAACGCGUGAGGAUUUCGGUCCUGGAGGAUCCGGAUGCAGACGAUGACAUGACUCUUCGAGAGAUUGAGGAGUGGGAGGAGCAACAGCUUGACGAGCAGGUGAACUUCAACAACUGCAAGAUUGACCCCGCCCCCUUCCAGCUGGUGGAACGCACUUCACUGCACAAGACUCACACCAUCUUCUCUCUGUUGGGUCUGGAUCACGCUUACGUCACCAGUAUCGGACGACUUAUUGGAGUUGUUUCGCUGAGAGAGCUGCGUAAAGCCAUCGAGGGCUCCAUGACGGUGAAGGGAGUGAAAGUGCGCCCCCCGCUGGCCAGUUUCAGAGACAGCGGGACGAGCGGCACGAGCAGCGAGAGCGAAGCCACUGAACUUCACAAACUGUGGGACCGUCACACCACCAUCACUCUUCCCAGAGAACACCAACCAAACACCUCCGACUCCGACGACAAGUCCCAGUGACUGUUCAGAGACGCAUCCAAAAAAACACCCCAUUCUCCGCUCGCUUUCAGGUCUUCCUGUCUUUACUUCCUGCUCUAGUGUUGGAGAAUCAGGGAGCAUCUAGACUUGUGUAUGUGUGCUUGUACAGUAUGUGUGUUUAUAUGUGAGACAGAUCCUUAUGUUACCUUUCAGGCACUCUUUUCACUUGAGAUAACACGUUACAAUAAGGUUUUUAAAGGGAUA
This is a messenger RNA of Pimephales promelas (fathead minnow), 794 nucleotides long. NCBI's taxonomy places the organism in Eukaryota, Metazoa, Chordata, Actinopteri, Cypriniformes, Leuciscidae. The record is from RefSeq and is a predicted model, not a curated record.